This is a messenger RNA of Leucoraja erinaceus (little skate), 7296 nucleotides long. RefSeq names its product collagen type XVIII alpha 1 chain a (gene col18a1a). The coding region runs from base 108 to 4877 and encodes 1589 amino acids. The transcript is spliced from 41 exons. Lineage: Eukaryota; Metazoa; Chordata; Chondrichthyes; Rajiformes; Rajidae. Gene Ontology annotation, molecular function: protein binding. The record is from RefSeq and is a predicted model, not a curated record.
AGCAUCGAACGCUGCCGCUCUCCACCCCGCCACUGCCCGUUAGCCCGAAGAGAGGCGGGCACCCCGUGGGCGGGGGUCCCAGGUGGGCUCCCUCACUCCAGAGGCGGAUGGAUAGCCGGGGAGUUGUGAAUGGCACCCCAGCAGCUGCAGGAUCACCAACCGGACACCACCAGACCUCGCCGACAGACAGCCCAGUGCAUGAAGCCGCCCGACUGCAAGUGGCAACACCGCCAACUAACCAGCUAUCCCAUGAUGCUCUAGCACCUGGCCGCAAAAUGGUGGCCGGGAAUGGUGGGGACGCGAGCGAUGGCCAAUCACCUCACAGCAAUCUGAGCCCCAAUGCUAUGUCUAGACAUAAUGGGAUAAUGCUGGAUGGUUUAAGCCAAACUAAUAACCUGGUGUUUAAUCUCAAUGCGACUAAUGGUGCGCCGGUUCCUUCCGCUGCUGGUAUGGGGGCUGUGCUCUAUCUACUAACCUCUACUAAGGCCCCAGCGCAGCUCAGUGCUUUGCAACCUCGCUCCGGCUGGACUGCAACCGUCUCUGCACCGCUCGGACCCUCCAACUGCACUCGGCUGCCCCCUGCCUUGGACUUCUGCCGCAAGCUGGGCCACUGGGGCACUCGGCUGCCCACUCACCCCCAGCGGCCCAGCGCUGCCGAGCUUCAGCACGUCCUGACCGGUUCGGGCCACCUCCUGUCCUCCCGCUGCCACCCAGCCCUGGAGACUUUCAUCUGCCUCCUGCUGGCAUCGAGGUGCGACCCCCCUACCCACCCGCUUCCCUGCCGUGGCUCCUGCGAGUCACUGCGGGAUACCUGCUGGGCCGUGUUAGCGGGCAGGGGUCUCCAGUUGCCCUGUGGCUCACUCCCUGACGAAGACGAAGGGUAUGGGUGCCUGUCCCUCAGUAAUAGCCGAGAUGAUGCCAACUCUGUGUCUCUGCUCCAGUUGAUAGGAGACCCUCCUCCUCAAAAGAUAACCAUCAUGUACGAUACUGACCAGGAACCAUUCUACCACUUUGGGCCAGAUGUGAACACCGGCCAACAGGCUAAAGCCCACUUCCAAAACCCCUUCUUCCGUGACUUCUCGCUGCUCUUCACAAUAAAGCCGACAUCCACGAGAAGCGGCGUCCUGUUUGCCAUCACCGAUGCCAGGCAGAUUAUCAUCUACGUGGGGGCGAAGCUCUCGGAGGUCCAGAAUGGACGUCAGAAGAUCAUUUUCUACUACACCGAGCCUGGAUCACAACAUUCCAAUGAGGCAGCCAGUUUCUUGGUGGAGCAGCUGACCAACAAGUGGACCAAGAUCGCCAUAAGCGUGAUAGAUGACCGGGUUACCCUCUUCUUGAACUGCAAGGAAUACAGAACCAUUCUAUUUGAAAGGUCGCCGGACAAAAUGGAGAUCGAUGACUCCUCCGGCGUCUUUGUUGCCCUGGCUGGUGGUGCAGAUCCAGAUAAGUUUCUGGGUUUCAUUAAAGAUCUGAAGAUAAAGGAAGAUCCUCAGGCAGCAGUUUACUACUGUGACGAAGACGAUGAUGGAGAGGCUUCUGGUGAUUUUGGAAGUGGAUCUGGAAGAGGAAUUCAAAUGGUGACCCCUCCUUCCUAUCAACCUCCGGAGCACCCACCCAUUCACCCUCCUCCCACUGGCAGAGAGACACCCCUGCCACUGCGACCUGCCGAGGAGACCAGCAAAUGGACAGCCGUACACGCUACAGGAGGAGCAGGUGAGAGGAGGGGCCAGGGGACACUUGGCUCGAAGGAGGACAGCGGAUUGAGCGUUGGUGUGGCCACCGCAACCAAAGGAAUGAAGGGUGAAAUGGGUCAUCCUGGGGAAAAGGGCUCCGCUGGAUUCGGAUAUCAAGGACCCAAGGGAGAGAAAGGAGACUCAGGUGCCCCGGGGGCUCCUGGUCCCCUCGCAACCAUCCGGGAACGGGGCGAUGGCGUUGCAGUGGAGCAGAAAUUUGGCCUCCCAGGUCCUUCAGGGCCCCCUGGACUUCCCGGAAGAGAUGGGGAGCCGGGUGAUCCUGGUGAAGAUGGGAAAUCGGGCGAGAUUGGUCCUCAAGGUUUCCCAGGAGCUCCCGGUGACCAAGGUCCUAGAGGAGAUAAGGGUGACCCAGGGAUUGGAAUCGAAGGACCAAGGGGACCUCCCGGCUCCCCUGGACCCCCCGGCCCCUCUUCCAGGGCUGACAAACUCACCUUUAUCGACAUGGAAGGAUCGGGAUUGGAAAGUGACGCGGAAUUUCAUCGGGGUUUGCCAGGACCCCGUGGACCUCCUGGUGUUCCUGGGCUCCCAGGACGGCCUGGUGUGUUUGGUAUGAAUAGCACAGGGCUGCCUGGAUCUCCCGGUAUGCCGGGAAUACCAGGAGCAUCCGGGACACCAGGGCCAAUGGGCCCCCCCGGUCUACCAGGAAGACCUGGCCAGUUCGGCACACCGGGCGAGAGAGGACUGCCGGGCGACCCUGGUGAUUUGGGUCUUCCAGGAGCUCAAGGUGCCACGGGAUCCCCUGGCAGUGCUGGAUCUCCGGGUCAGACUGGUUUAGCCGGAUUGCCUGGACCGAUGGGACCUCGAGGACCCCCCGGCCCUCCCGGACCACCCACCUCCGGCCACCCCAGUGGAUUUGAUGAUGCGGAAAGUUCCGGAUCUCCAAUAUUUCCGGGUGUACCAGGGCAUCGAGGGUUGGAAGGAGCUCAGGGAUUACCAGGAAUACCUGGGCAACCUGGAGUUCCUGGACAAAGGGGUGAACUGGGCUUCAAAGGAGACCAGGGAAUUCCAGGAGAAACGGGGUUGAAGGGAUUACCUGGCCCUCAGGGUCCAAAGGGUAUUAAUGGAGAUCCAGGCAUGAAGGGCGAGGCUGGCAGAGAUGGCGUGGGAUUGCCAGGCCCACCUGGUCCUCCGGGAUAUGUAUACGGCAGUGGUAACACGGUUGAUGGGCUUUCUUCAGUCGUGUCUGGAGGAGAGGGUCCCAGUGGUCCAAAAGGUGACCAGGGAGAUGCAGGGCGUUCAGGACCAGUUGGGCCAAAGGGCGAUAAAGGAGAGGCAGGUUACAUCAACAGCCUCGAUGAAGCCAUGUUGACCAACUUGCUCUCUGCAAGCAUCGACCUGAAGGGUGGUCCUGGUAUUCCUGGACCCAUGGGCCCACAGGGCAUCACAGGAUAUCCAGGUCGGAAAGGCGAAAUUGGUUUUCCAGGAAGACCGGGUCGUCCUGGGAUAAAUGGACUGAAAGGGGAGAAGGGUGAUGGAGGAGAUUAUAGCAGCAGUUAUGGAUUCCGGAGUAUUCCUGGCCCUCCGGGACCCCCUGGACCUCCCGGAACCCCUGGGCUACCGGCAUCAUCCUUUGACAACAACGUGUUUGGUGCAGGAGCUGCCCCCUACCCUGGACUUCUCGGACAACCAGGUUCAAAAGGAGAGCGUGGCAGCCCAGGUUACCCGGGUCCCCAAGGGGGCAAAGGGGAAGCGGGUCAGCCCGGAACACCAGGCCCACCCGGGAUCGUUCCUUACGAUGUGUAUGAUAUUCACUCUGCAAACAGGAGGGAGAAGGGAGACCGAGGCAAUGCGGGGCAGAAGGGAGAGAAGGGAGCAUCGAGCAACGGCUAUGGCUCGGGUAUACCCGGGCCUGCAGGACCUCCUGGAUCUUCAGGACGACCAGGGCUUCAGGGGCCAAAAGGAGAGAGUAUUGUUGGACCCAGAGGCCUGCCAGGCAACCCAGGACCCCCAGGUUACAGCUACCCAGGAACUCCCGGCCCCCCAGGACUGCCUGGUGUAGCUGGCCUGCCAGCAUCAGGUGUAUCACCAGACCAACCGUCAACAAGUUUUGUCGGCCCACCUGGUCCCCCCGGACCCCCAGGACCGGCAACCUCAGCGUCUGGGGUUACCGUCCUACAGACCUACCAAAUGAUGCUCAGCAUCUCUCGAAAUCUACACGAGGGAACACUGGCUUACAUCAUGGAACGCGGAGAGCUGUAUGUCCGAGUGAGAGAGGGCUGGCGGCAGGUUUAUCUUGGAGAGUAUAUUCCUUACCUUGGGGGUGGAAUCCUUGAAAACAAAGUGGAGGCGGUGGGAUCCCCGCCAGUGGUGCAGUAUUCUGGACAGCGGGAAUCUGAGCCAAGUUCAGAUCGAGUGGUUUCCACGGACUUGGGUUCUCCUGAGAACCGCAACCACGAGCCGGAACGACGGACGGAGAGCCAACCGCGCCGGCAGCCAGAGGUGCCGCAACCACUCCGUCCCCACCACCAGCCGAGAAGGCCAGCAACCACCCACCCUCCUCGCUCAGCUGGAACUCAGAGGGGGAACCAGCACGGCAUCUCCCACCUACCCCACGUCAUUCCUCCCGUCCAUGCCGGCCGACUGCACGGGGUGCCAAUGUUGCAUCUCAUGGCUCUCAACACGCCCCUCACAGGCAACAUGCAGGGGAUCCGUGGGGUGGACUUCCAAUGUUUCCAGCAGGCGCGUGCAGUGGGUCUGAUGGGCACAUUCAGGGGCUUCCUCUCGUCCCGGCUGCAGGACCUGUAUAGUGUGGUUCGCCGCGCUGACAGAAUCUCGGUGCCCAUUGUCAACGGCAAGGGGGAGGUGCUGUUCGAUAGCUGGAGUUCACUCUUCACCGGAUCUGGAGCUCCUUUCAAAUCUUCCGCCAUCUACUCCUUCGACGGACGAGAUGUGCUUCGAGACCAGGCCUGGCCUGAGAAGUUGAUCUGGCAUGGGUCAGACUCCAAGGGACGACGCCAGGCGGACAGCUACUGUGAGGCCUGGAGAGAUGAUAAGGGCAGUGGCAAGGGUAUGGCUUCUUCCCUGCUCAGCAGCCGGCUCCUGGAGCAGCGCUCCAGCCCCUGUUCCAGCCCCUUCAUCAUCCUCUGCAUCGAGAACAGCUACCUGCCGCACUCCCGGAAGUAACGCCUCUCACCUCCCUGCCCCCCGGAGAAAGUCUGGCGGCAAAAACACAUUUUCUGUACAGUUGUAAUUUUUUUUUGAAACAAAUUCUUUUUUAAAAAAAAAGAUGGAAGAAAAUGAAAAAGCCAAAGAGGUCGGUUUUAUCAAACAAAUAUUAAAAUGCCGCUCACGGUGGUUUCCCAGCAUGCACUGGAUGUUUCCUUGAGGUGCCCUGAUGUUGCAAGUGUCCAGUGUGAACAUGUAACAAUCUAUAUAUUUGUAUGUGGAAUGUUUGUGCAAGCCAAUGUAUUUUUUAACUUGCUGCUUCUGAAAGUUAGUCUUAAUCAGAUUCCUUUUCUAAUGCAUUCCUUUCAAAUAGAACGAGUUGUCCUGCAACUUUAGGCUGUGCACGCCAUACGCAAAAAUAAGAAGAUACAUUCCUUUUUGCAGACUCAUACAGUCUUUUUACACCAUCAUGCUCAGUUGUAUGUAGAACUACACAGUUGUAUGUAGACUGGUCUAGGCUACACCUUAGUCAUUUGGAAAUUGAAAUCAUCACAAAUGUGUAUGCAUUGCAUACACAUAAAUAUGCACACACAUACGUAAUAGAUAAUACACAGCAUUAACGAUGUCUAUGUGCUUGGACCCGCUUUCCCCAUCUCAUCUAUGUGGGACUUACAGGGGCUUCAUGAGUUCUCAGAGAAAGACAGAGAGAGACCCUGAAGUGUACCCCGCUUCAUUGAUCUCACCUUCCUGGCAUUGGGGUGCAGUUGGCCGUCCUAGAGUUGGAAGAUUAGUAGAAGACAUUAGAAGAGAGGAGAGGAGAGGACCACAAAGUUCAUUCAGUCCAUCUCAGCCCCCAUUCAUUCCCAGCAAUCCAUCCAUCAGUACACCAGGCCUUACCUUCAACAACCGAGGAACCAUUGACUUUGUCAAUGAGAAGUUGAUCUGGCGUGGGUCGGACUCCAAGGGACGGCACCAUGUGGACAGCUACUGUGAGGCAUCGAGAGAUGGUAAGGGCAGCGGCAAGGGUAUGGCUUCUUCCCUGCUCAGCGGCCAGCUCCUGGAGCAGCGCUCCAGCCCCUUCAUCAUCCUUUAUAACUUUACAUGUCGACUGCAGUCGAUGCUCUCAGCCUGAUUAACCCACUUUGGAAACUACUUUUGUCCCACCGACAGGGUUAGUUAAAUACUGAAGUCAGGUUACUGUGUCACUGAACACAGUGCAUGGUGCUUGCUCCAGCCGUAGGCCGAAUCUCCCUUCAUCUUCACUACUAUGAAAGAUGUUGAGAAGCAAGCUUGCACUGGCAAAACAAAAGCCGUCCAUUAUUUUGUAAAAGAGGGCACUCCAUGAGCAAAUACUUCCCCGACCAAUACUUUCUUGCUGAUCGAUUUCUUCAACACUCGACCAAAUGCUCCACCUUGCUGUAUAGCUUAACCAGGUAACAUUGUGAAGGGUGCAUUUGAUUAGUGGUCAGGAAGGAGAUUGGAAGUCCAUGUUGACUGAUCCCUGCUUGGUUACCUUGGCCUAAUAGCAAGAUAGCUAAUUUAGUUUGUGGUAUACCGGGAGGCAGAUCACAUGACCUGCAACUUCUACUCAUUUGGCCUACUCGCUCCACAUUGCUCCCAUUAGCCAUUAAACCAUACCCAUGGUAGAGCAAUCAGAAAGCAAAUAGACUCCACAUUACCCAAUUGGACAUUGCUUCAGUGGUUAUUAUUCAAUUCUUUUGCAUUUUUAUAUUCAAUAAAAGUUUUUUAACAAAGUACAUACCAUUAUUUUUUAACUUUCCUCCAAAGGCAAAACAUUGAGUUCCCUCCUUAAUUCUUGAAGUCCUCAGACAAUCCUGGAAGGUUGGCUUUUCUGUUCACUCAGAGCUUAAGUCAAUCUGGCAGAAAGUGCUGGGGUGGGUGUGUUUGCUCAUCUCCAUUUCAGCUUUAGUUCUCUUCCAAUAUCCACAAGCCAUCCUUGGUUAAACCAUUGAAUGUUUACUUAUAUGUGUGUGUACGUAACUGCAUUACACAUUGGCACCAGAGAAUUGAAAACCUGAUUACUUUGGAAAGCCUGGCAAUAUAUAUGCUCAUUUGUGAUGUUGUUUUGUGCAAUUUGAGUAUUUUUUUUAUACUGCCUCGGUUUCAUACUCCCUCCAAGGACCACUGAUAAUAUGUUACCAACUUUGCCUGUUGGUGUCAAUGACAAAGAGUGAUACUUAACCUGCUGAAAACUUACAUGAAGGACCAAUUAACACGCCAAAGGUCUCCCCUAAUGUGUUGAUGCAAACUUUAAACUCUUGGAGUCUGCACUACAUUUCAUGUCAAAACGUGAAAGUGCUAUGAUUAAAGCCGGUGAACGUGUGCUGCACAUUGUGUAGCUUUCUGUAACCUUGAAGCAUUCCAAACACUUCUCACAGAAUACUGAAUAAAGAUUAUAAAGUCCUCUUUAAAAUCA